Oppiella nova is the source of this 1311-nucleotide messenger RNA. The record is from the annotation of a GenBank genome assembly. Lineage: Eukaryota; Metazoa; Arthropoda; Arachnida; Sarcoptiformes; Oppiidae.
AUGCGCCGGGAGUUUCAAGUGGCCAAGACCUUGGCAAUCGUUACCAUUGUAUUCAUCGCAUUCAUAAUACCGUUUAAUAUCAUUUAUUUCAUAACUGAUUUCACCCAUCUCACUUAUCUGGAAGUCACACGAUUUCAUGCGAGCAUUUGGAUUAUAUAUUUGAAUUCAACACUCAAUCCAUUUCUCUAUGGUUUACUUAAUCGUGAUUUUCUAAUAAAUGGGAUCAUAAUUACUCCAAAGCUUAAUAAUAAACAAAAUUAUCUCAUAUUAUCCCUAAGUAUUACAGACUUGUUUGUCGGCCUGUUGUUAAUGCCUGUAUUGGCGUACAGGGAUGUCGUUCAGACCAGUGACUGGAAGUAUGGAUCAGUUAUGUGUGAUAUCUACCACUUCCUAAACAUCAACUGUACGGUCACCUCAUAUCUGCACCUCUUAUUCAUAGCCAUCGAUCGGUACCUAUCGUUCACAAGACAUCAAUACUUGAGGAAUAAAUCCAAAUCACAUAUAAUGGCAAUGAUUGCUAUUUCAUGGAUAUUACCACCGCUUAUAAGCAUUUGGCCAUUACUUGGGUUCAGGGAUAACCACCUGUUUAUGGAUAGGAUUAAUAGGAAUAUAUGCUAUUCAGUGGGCAAUAAUAGAUUGAUUAAAUCGGCUAUACUUUCAUCGGCUUUCAUUGGAUUCAUAAUAAUAGCAAUAUUACAGAGAAAUGAGUUUCAAAUCUUGAAUGAGACACAGACUGUGGAUAAAUGUGACAAAACUAUGCGACAGGACUUCCGAGUGGCCAUGACUUUGGCUAUCAUUACAAUUGUUAUAACCGAUCUAUGCGUCGGUGUAUUCCUCAUGCCUUUAAUGGCUUAUUACGAAGUCGUUGAUAUGGGUUACUGGAUUAUAACCGAUCUAUGCGUCGGUGUAUUCCUCAUGCCUUUAAUGGCUUAUUACGAAGUCGUUGAUAUGGGUUACUGGAUGUAUGGGCCAGCAUCAAUUAAACUUGGAAAUACACGCAAAUACAGUGAUAUAAAUGAAUUUCAAAGACAACAAUCUGUGGAUAAAAAUGACAAAAUAAUGCGCCGGGAGUUCAGAGUGGCCAAGACUCUAGCUAUAGUUACCAUGGUAUUUGUGUUAUGUUUGGCGCCAUACAAUGUUAUGAAUUAUAGGCAUAUCAUUAGUUCGCAAACACCAGAUUACAAAGAGUUAGCGUAUUUACGUACAACCAUUUGGUUAGCUUGCUUCAAUUCAACUCUAAAUCCAAUUCUCUAUGCAUUUCUUAAUAAAGAUUUUCGCGUUGCAUUCAAACGGAUAUUAUAUUAUAAUUGA